GGCAAAUAAGGCGAAAUUUAUCACGGAAGUCUUCGUCUCCCGGAGAAAUUCUAUGCAUCGAACCUCUGGUCUUUGAAGCCGCGCCGUAUUGCGUCUUUUCGUUCUCUUUUGAAAAUGAAAAAACAUACGUAGAAUCGAGUUUGGAGCUGAUUUCGGAUUUUGGUAUAAGUUGCGCGAAAAUGCGCCUUACUUGCACGAGCGAAUGACAAGAGUUGCGAUUAGCACCCUUUUCUGUGCAGAGAUCGAUUGCGAUGCGUUGGACGAGGAGCCGGACGUGGAAUCCAGUUAUAAGCCUCCACCGGAAAAAUCCAUCGAGCAGAUCUUGGAAGCGGAUAAGGAAGACGAGAGUUUGCGCAAGUAUAAAGAGACGCUUCUGGGAGAAGCAAAAUCCGGCGGCAUUGUAGUAGAUCCUCAUGAUCCUAGAAAGGUAAUAGUGAAGAAAUUGGCAUUAUGCGUCGCUGAUCGACCGGAUAUGGAAUUAGACUUGACUGGUGAUUUAUCGCAGCUAAAAAAACAGACAUUUGUCAUCAAGGAAGGCGUGAGCUAUAGAAUCAGGAUCGAUUUUAUUGUGCAACGCGAGAUCGUGCAUGGAUUAAAAUAUGUUCAAAAGACUUAUCGCCUUGGUGUACCUGGAGUUACGGUUGACAAAAUGACACAUAUGGUAGGCUCGUAUCCUCCUAAAACAGAGCUUCAGUCUUACACUACUCCAGCUGAAGAUGCGCCAGCCGGUGUCGUAGCGCGAGGCUCAUACAGCGUUAGUUCUCUCUUCACAGACGACGACAAGCAUGAACAUCUCAAAUGGGAAUGGGCGUUUGAAAUCAAGAAAGAUUGGAAAGAAUAAAUCGUUUUUUAUUUCGAAAGAACGAUAAUUUACAAUUCCUUACUACUUUACGAGUAAUAAUUAAGGACGUAAAAUGCCAAAAUGCAAUUGGAUGGAUGAAUUUAAAUAUUCUUUAGUUGUAGUUGACGUUGCCAUAAGAAUUAUUUACAUAUAUUUUAAGUAAUAAAGGAGGAAGAAAAUAUAAUCGGUAUCUAUUAAGGUUUUCGUAAUUGAUUAGAUAUUUGAUUAUAGAAAUAGAUUCGAGAAUUAUGAAGAGUACAUACACACACACACACAUCAUAUUUCACCCUAGUACAAGCAGACACCAGUAGUAAUGAUUUAAGCGAUACAUGAUGUGACAAAUUGAUAUAUUUCUGGACAAAUGAGUAUUAGAUGCGUAGUGAGUAAAAAAACAGUAAACGUAUAGUCAACAGUUGAUUUAUACAUAUAUAUUAUAUACACACAAAUAAGGUGUUUAACAAUUAUGAUAAAACUUU
Molecule: messenger RNA, 1317 nt
Organism: Trachymyrmex cornetzi
Lineage: Eukaryota; Metazoa; Arthropoda; Insecta; Hymenoptera; Formicidae
Product: rho GDP-dissociation inhibitor
Exons: 5
Coding region: 203-841 (212 amino acids)
Biological process (GO): Rho protein signal transduction
Cellular component (GO): cytoplasm; membrane; cytosol
Molecular function (GO): protein binding; Rho GDP-dissociation inhibitor activity
Source: RefSeq, a predicted model, not a curated record